AUGAUCAGUUGUCGCAGCUCAGAUACAGCCGGCCUGGGGAAAGCCGCAGAGAUUGCUCGGACCAAGAACGAGCAAGUGAACGGCUUCAAUGGCACACACAAACCUUAUAAGAGAGCAAAGCCGCGGACUGAGAAUGACGGGCUUUUCACGUACCUGUGCAUGCAGCUAUGCGAGCACCAGAUCGGUAUGUUGGACUCGAGACUAGACAGGAACAACGAACAAUCGUCUAAUCUUUUGCGCACAGGCAUAGCGGUAAACCUCAUCUCCCUCUUGUUCCUCACGCACGUCUUCUUCCCUCGAGCGCGGCGGUAUACACAAAAAUUCUAUCAGCUCUCAUACUACAACUCCGAAAGCGAAAAAUAUGGCUGCGGCACCGACGACCUCGCAUAUGUGACACUGUGGCUCGUCCUAUUUGUAGGGUUACGGGUGACCGUUAUGGACUAUAUCCUGGCUCCUUUAGCUAGGCGAGGAGGUAUUAGGACGAAAAAGGGCCUUGUCAGAUUUCAGGAACAGGCCUGGCUGGUCUGCUACUGCAUCUGCUCCUGGUCAUUAGGCAUGUACAUUCUCUGGAAUUCAGAGUACUUCUUCAACUUGCAUGGUAUGUGGAAAGGCUGGCCGUUUCGCGAGAUCUGCGGUUUGUCGAAGUUCUACUAUCUCGCUCAAUGGGCUUUCUGGAUCGCACAAAUCCUGGUUGUGAACAUCGAGGAGAAGCGCAAAGACUAUGCAGAGAUGUUUACCCACCACAUCUUCACCAUCGCGCUUCUGUUCCUCUCGUAUGGGUACUACCAUACGCGGGUCGGCAUUGUCAUUCUAUGCAUUAUGGACUUGGUCGAUAUAGUACUGCCGACUGCCAAGCUACUGAAGUACUUGGGCUACGCCAAAACCUGUGACAUCUUCUUCGGCCUUUUCGUCGUUGUCUGGCUCGUCACCCGCCAAACCUUCUUCCCAAUGGUCAUAUACUCCGUAUACAAGCAUUCCCCCAUCGACAUGGAGCCUGGCUGCUACUUCGCCGAUGGCACUAUGGUGCCCGCCAACGACUCGGCGCGUUACGAUACGCUCGGUGGCAAUGUUGUCUGGCCUAACCUUGUUAAGGCAUAUACUGAUCGCGAAGGGCCCGUCUGCUGGAAUCCCACAAUCCGCUUCAACUUCCUCGCCCUCUUGUUGUGCCUGCAAGCGAUCAUUUUCCUUUGGUUCUGCAUGAUCGUGAAGGUCGUCGUGAAUGUUAUCCGGGGCAACGCCGCAGAUGACGUUCGUUCCGAUGACGAGGGCGAUGAUGAGGAGAUUGAGGAUGUCAUAAGCGGAUACGAAGCACAACAUGUGUCGGCCGCGCCGUUGGAGCAGGAAGUCGGCGUCGAGUCGCUCAACUUCACGACCAGGAAAGGUGCGAAUGCUAACGGCGCCGCCGCCGUACGGAGAAGCAAGACUCAACGAUCAACCAGAUCAAGCGGGAUCAGCAUUCCGGGUCAUGGUGACCACAAGGAGCUGCUGGGGCGCAUUGGCUGCGAUAAGCCGAGCUGA
Didymosphaeria variabile is the source of this 1518-nucleotide messenger RNA. Its product is annotated as Sphingosine N-acyltransferase lag1. Gene Ontology annotation, biological process: ceramide biosynthetic process. Bases 1 to 1518 code for a protein of 505 amino acids. Lineage: Eukaryota; Fungi; Ascomycota; Dothideomycetes; Pleosporales; Didymosphaeriaceae. Gene Ontology annotation, cellular component: membrane. The transcript has 3 exons. Gene Ontology annotation, molecular function: sphingosine N-acyltransferase activity. The record is from RefSeq and is a predicted model, not a curated record.